GGCCGCGAGUGAAAGCAAUCCUGCCAUCCCAUUGAUGAUGUCGAGCAUGGGGACGACUUUUGCCCCGAUCACCACUAUACGAUCAAUUGGCAUGAUCCCAAUCAUGUCAACCCCUACUCAUACGCCGACGACAACAAUGUUCCCAGGCUCGAUAACAACGCCUGGUGGAGCAUUCUCGACAUACCCGUUAGCUUGGGCUCAGUUUGUUGCUGACCCGGCAAAUGCUCAGGCUCUACAGGGCUAUCAACAGGAGGCGGCCCGCAGGAGGAAGAGUAAGGCUAUAGCCAAACCCAGCAAGACUCGAGAUUCGGCGUUCAAAUGCCUAGGGGACAAAGAGGAUGGACCCCGCAAGUCUGCCAAGCUACGUCUUGGUCCUGAGAUGGGCCGGACUAGCGCAAUGGAAAGACUUGGUGGGAGUCGUCACGCCCAAUCUCGUCGUUCUAGGGAAUCUGAGGCGAUUCACCAAGACGAGGAGGAAGUAGAAAGCCAGCCCAGGGCGUCGGCAUAUACCAGGCUCUCAUACGAUGAGGAUGACCUGGACAAGAUAGGGAGCGUAGCAAGGAAAUUACGUGCCCUGGAGGAAAAGGUGGAAGAGAAGGCAGGAGCGAAAAAGCACACCUUGGCUAAAUCUCCCUUUUCGGCCAGGGUACAUGCGCAGAGGUUGAGGCGGAAGAUUAAGCUGGACGUGGAGAAAUUCACAGGAAAGGAGGAUCCAAACGUCUACCUUGACACCUUCCACAAUGCAGCACAGAUGGCUGGGUACACUGAUGCUGAGGAAUGCCUACUCUUCUUCUCAUCCUUUGAGAAACUUGCCGAAGUUUUCGCAAGAAGUACCAGGACAAUUGCAUCAAGAGGAAGAAGUUCACCUACCUUAACACGCAAGCGGGAAUUGGAGGAAGGAUAUACGAAGGUGAAAACCGACAAGCCGAAGAAAGACGACCAGACGGGAGGGUCCAAACUAAAGGCCACGUAUGACGGGUCUGUCCAUCAAAUAAGGGAUGAUAAAAAGGGAGAGCAGUCCAAGAGGCCAUGGACGGAGAAGUGGUGUACCUACCACCAAUCUGACUCCCACAAUACGGCGGAUUGCCGAAAUGUCAAGGCUGUGCUCAAGGAGAUGGCCUUGAAAGGAGAGCUUGGGGAAGGUUACGCGACGGGGAAUAAAAAGGACCCGAAAGCGAACACCUGGACCCGUCCUCAGGGAAAAGACCAGGGAAGGAGAAAAUCCGGGAAGGAUAACAACAAUCCGGAUAAAGAAUUCAUUGAGAUGAUUGUCGGUGGCCCGGAAGGCGGGGACACUGCCUCCCAGCGGAAGAACUGGGCCAGGAGCUUGCACGUAGCGGUGGUUUCCUUGGAAUCACAAGGAAAGCAGGCAAGGAGGGAACCUAUCACUUUCACUGAUAGGGAUCUGCCCAGGACGGGGGGAGAUCACAAUGACCCUUUGGUCAUUACAAUGGACAUCAAGGGGGCUGAUGUGGCCAGAGUACUGGUUGACACAGGAAGCAGUGUCAAUGUUUUAUACUUAGAUGCUUUCAAGAAAUUGAAGUUUGACAGGUCCAUGCUAAGACCACUACAAACUCCAUUGUCAGGGUUCACUGGUGCUAGCAUAGAAGCAGAAGGUCAGAUCACCUUACCGGUUACCUUGGGGUCGGGUAACAGGACAGUGACCAAACAAAUGAGAUUUGUUGUGGUCGACAUCAAGUGUGUACAUAAUGCUAUUCUUGGUAGACCUGGAAUCAACCAGGUCAUGGCCAUCAUUUCUAUGGCACACUUAUGUAUGAAGUUUUACACUCCCUGUGGAAUCGGGGAGGAAAGGGGUGAUCAAAAGAACGCCCGGUCCUGCUACCUGGAAGCAGUCAAGAAGAUGACCCGCCAGUUCGAACAAAUUGAAUUGGUCUCCCAGCAGGUAGACAAGGGUGAGGAGAAGGCUAGGAUUGAGCCGGAUGCAAACACGGAGGAGAUCCAGAUUGAUGCCUCCAAUCCUGAGAGGAAGGUCAAAAUUGGGGCUGAUCUUCAGGAAGAGUUAAGGACUGAGAUUGUCCAGGUGCUGACCAGGUAUAAAUCUUUGUUUGCCUGGAGUGUUGCCGAUAUGCCCAGAAUUGAUCGGUCAGUCAUUUGCCAUCGUCUCUCUGUUCUUGAGUGUUCAAGGCCAGUAAGACAGAAGAAGAGAUUCUUGGCAAGUGAUAGGAGGGAUUUUGUGAAGAAGGAGGUCAAGGACCUACUUGAGGGGGAGAACACCGAUGCUGACUUGCUAUCAAAAUUGACGCAAGCAGCCCCGGAACAUGUCUCAAAAUUGGCCAGGAUUGAGAUGCUAGAGAAGGCUAGCAUUGAAGGGCUUUCUGUUAGCCUGAUUGAGGAAGAUGGACAGCCCAAUCUAGGCCUGGUGGUACCAGAUGAUAUUUGGAUGGAUGACUUGGUCGAGUAUUACAUGACCGGCAAUUCCCUGAGGAUGAGGACAGGGGCGGAGGCGGAAAGAGUGAUCGCCGAAGUUCAUGAGCGUGUCUGUGCAGCCCAUCAAAUGUCCAGGACACUCGCACAAAGGAUCAUCUUGCUAGGGUUCACCAAAUACUUGGAGCACUUCGGGAUUACUCACAACAAGGCUUUUGUGGCCUACCCGCAAGGGAAUGGCCAGGUGGAGAAUGCGAACCGCACAAUAGUCGAUGGGAUCAAAAAGCGGUUGGGUGAGGCAGGAAUGAAUUGGUUAGAGGAGUUGCCACAUAUCAUCUGGGCUUACCGGGUCACUUCAAGAAGGGCCACAUGGGAGACACCCUUCGUCCUUACAUAUGGGUGUGAGGCCAGACUACCCAUCGAAGCUAAAAUAAUGACCUUUCGGGAGAAGGUCUAUGAAGAGAAAGGGAAUGAGGAAAACCAUUUGGCAGAGCUAAACUUGUUGGAAGAGAGGCGGAUGGUCGCUGAGGCUAAAAUGAUGGAAUACCAGCAAGCAGCCAAGGCUUACCAUGAUAACAAGGUAGGGCCUCGUUAUUUCAGAGUGGGUGAUGAGGUCCUGAGACGAAGGGAGGCCAGCAAACCCGGAGACGAGGGAAAACUUGCAAAGAAAUGGGAAGGCCCAUAUAGGGUCACAGCAAUAUUACGCCCUGGGACAUACAAGUUAGAAACAAUGGAAGGUCGAGAGUUGGAAAGGUGCUGGAAUUCCCACCACCUUAGAAAAUUUUACCGAUAGGCCAAAUUGGCAGGGCAUGUAUUUGUAAUACCCCUUCGAUUAUAAAUAAGAGCUUUCUUCGAUACUUGUGUUGCUGGGUCAGUAACACUAAAGUAAUAUGUCUUGAUGUAAGAGGCAAGGUCAAAAAAAAAAGAUAAACCCUU
This is a messenger RNA of Cuscuta campestris, 3321 nucleotides long. Lineage: Eukaryota; Viridiplantae; Streptophyta; Magnoliopsida; Solanales; Convolvulaceae. The record is from the annotation of a GenBank genome assembly.